Messenger RNA from Effrenium voratum, 798 nucleotides. The record is from the annotation of a GenBank genome assembly. Lineage: Eukaryota; Dinophyceae; Suessiales; Symbiodiniaceae.
AUGUAUCGCGUGGUUGCCUCCUACAAGCCGGGGGACGCCCAGAAGUUGGGCCUCGGCCCGGAGCUGCGGACGAACGCCCCGCGGCUCAUCUACGCGCAGGUGACUGGAUAUGGGCUGGAGGACGCGCGCGUGGGCUACGAUGCCGUGGUUCAGGCGGAGUCUGGCUUUACCUUUAUGAAUGGCAGCAAGGGCGAGGCAGGGCAGCCCACCAAGAUGCCGGUUGCGCUCGUGGAUCUCCUGGCGGCGCACCAAUUGAAGGAGGCCAUUUUGCUGGCGCUCUUGCAGCGUGAGCGUACAGGCGAAGGUGCGCAUGUGCACGUGUCCCUGAUGGCGGCAGCAGUCGCAUCCCUAGCCAAUCAGGCCACCGGCUACCUGCUGGCAGGUCAGGUCCCACAGCGGAUGGGCUCCGACCACCCGUCCAUUUGCCCCUAUGGUACUGACUUCUACGACAAGGAUGGCUUGCCCUUGAUCCUGGCAGUGGGCUCCGACGCGCAAUUCCGGAGCCUUUGUGAGGUCCUGGGAGACCCCGUCCUGGCCGUCCCGCGCUUCGCGCGGAACGAAGACCGCGUAGCACACCGCCAGGAGCUGCUGGAUCUGCUGGCCAUGGCCAUCCGCGCUUGGCGCCGGGAGGAUCUGCUGCGGGAGCUGCAGCGCCGUAAGGUUCCUUGCGGCGCGAUUGCCGACAUGGCGGCGGUAUUCGACACGGAGCAGGCCCAGGCACUGGUACUGCGAGACGAAGCUGGCAGCGCCGCGGGCUUGCGCCAGGCCUGUGGUCGGAACUGGUGCCAAGUCCGAUGA